AUGACGGCUGCAAUAAUUACGAUACCUACAAUAGAACCAACGACAACGCCCGCAAUCCAAGCUUUGCUGGAACUUGUUGUUGGGACCGCAUUCUGCAACUGGAUAUUUGUCGCGCGGAAGUCUUCACGCAAUCUUCAGGUUAUUGUGGACACUGUCAUUAAAACAUUGAAGAACAUUGCCAAAGAAAACGCCGUGGGCAUCGAAGGGAUUACCUUGGAAAUGCUCUCAGACGUCGUCAACGUGACGGGGCCUAAGAUUAUGGCGAUCGCGCUCAUGGAUAGUCUCGAACAAUUGCUCGAUAGGCCCGUCGAUGAUCGUGAUUACGCACUCACUAAGCGGCCUAAGUUAGUCGGUGAAGUCUUGGUCAUGCCUGGCGUCUCUUUCGCUGCUCUUCAAAACGGAAACCCGACGGAUCAAGGCGAUGUUCUUGUGACGCAUCAUUACGAGGGCUCGUGGAAGAAGGAAGAUGCGGAAGCCAAAGAGCAUAAAAAGCUGAAGCAAGAACAAGACCAACGUCAACAGGAAGAGGCAACGAAAGAGGCAACAUCGCUACCACCACCACCACCACCACCACCUGCUUCUGCUUCUGCUGAUGCUGCCGUUGCGACUUGA
Messenger RNA from Penicillium vulpinum, 612 nucleotides. RefSeq lists its product as uncharacterized. Bases 1 to 612 code for a protein of 203 amino acids. The record is from RefSeq and is a predicted model, not a curated record. Gene Ontology annotation, biological process: protein N-linked glycosylation. NCBI's taxonomy places the organism in Eukaryota, Fungi, Ascomycota, Eurotiomycetes, Eurotiales, Aspergillaceae. The transcript has 2 exons. Gene Ontology annotation, molecular function: alpha-1,6-mannosyltransferase activity. Gene Ontology annotation, cellular component: mannan polymerase complex.